Vigna umbellata (rice bean) is the source of this 1501-nucleotide messenger RNA. Lineage: Eukaryota; Viridiplantae; Streptophyta; Magnoliopsida; Fabales; Fabaceae. The record is from RefSeq and is a predicted model, not a curated record.
AAUAAGUUUUUCGCUUUAUCUUAAACUCUGAAAAUUGUUUUCUUUCUCUUUCCUUCGCAUUCGUGCCCUAGCUUCAAUCUAGCUUUGCUUUCCUUCCAUUGACGGGGGGCUCUGAAGGAUCUAAAGCCGUCGGGCAGCAACCUUUGAAUAUCGUUCUGAAAAAUAUAAUUCAGGAAACAGGUUCAACCUAACCAAGGAAGAAGCACAGAGGAGGCAUAAAGUAACAAAGAAAGGAAAGAGAUGUCUAGAACACUAGUGCAGCCUGUAGGGCAGAAGAGGCUAACAAAUGUGGCAGUGGUGCGGCUGAAGAAGCAUGGCAUGCGCUUUGAAAUUGCAUGCUACCCUAACACUGUCCUCUCUUGGCGUUCUGGAGUGGAAAAAGAUCUGGAUGAAGUGCUGCAGUCCCAUACUGUUUAUUCUAAUGUUUCCAAAGGGGUUCUCGCCAAGUCCAAGGAUUUAAUUGCAGCUUUUGGCACUGAUGACCAGACCAAUAUAUGCUUAGAUAUUUUAAAGAAAGGGGAGCUUCAGGUAGCUGGGAAAGAGAGGGAAUCACUGUUGUCAAGUCAGUUCAGGGAUAUUGCAACCAUCGUAAUGCACAAGACAUACAAUACUGAGACUCAACGCCCUUAUACUAUCAGUAUGAUUGAACGCCUUAUGCGGGAAAUCCAUUUUGCCGUUGAUCCACACAGCGCCUCCAAGAAACAGGCUCUGGAGUUAAUUCAAGAACUUCAAAAGCACUUCCCUAUAAAACGAUGUCCGUUGAGAAUACGUGCUACUGCUCCUCAGGACCAAUUGCCUAAUCUUUUAGAAAAACUGAAGGAAUGGAAUGCUACUGUUAUUUCUAAAGAAGGAUCUUCUGCUCAGUUAUCUGUUGUUUUUGAAAUGGAACCUGGUCUAUAUAAGGAUUGUCAUGACUUUGUUAUGAAUAAGAUGCAUGGAAGAUUUGAAGUUCUUGCUCACUCUCUUUAUGUGGAGGGGGAUACACAUGUAGAUCAAUACAAUGAUUAUGAGGAUAUGCCUGCACCUUUGCCCAAAGAAACUCAUGAUUCUGUGGUUGAAUUGAAUGAGAAACUUCAGAAACAAACAAUUUCAUCCACGAGUAGGCCUACUGAGGGACAACAAAAGCAAAACAAGUGCAAUACAUGUAAUGUUUCUUUUGAUGAUUCUAAGCUAUACAGGGAACAUCACAAGAGUGAGUGGCACAAGCACAAUAUGAAGCGUAAGACAAGGCAACUCCCACCACUUACUGAGGAAGAGUGCAUGGCAGACAUGGAAUUAGGCGACUCAAAAUCUGAUUUGAAGGAUUAUUCAUUUUGAAAUGAUAAGUGUUUUAGUGGUGUAAGAUGGUAAUCAUAUUUUUUAAAUCCUGUGUGUACUUAGGUCAAUUUUGUGUGGGUAAUUUCGGUUUGGUUAAUUUCACAUGAAAAAAAAAAUCCUUAUAUUGAAACCCCCUAGUAUGGUCAAUGACAAAGACUAAUGCGUUGGUCUUAGAUACCUAAAA